This is a messenger RNA of Gadus chalcogrammus (walleye pollock), 2220 nucleotides long. Its product is annotated as synapsin-1-like. The record is from RefSeq and is a predicted model, not a curated record. Lineage: Eukaryota; Metazoa; Chordata; Actinopteri; Gadiformes; Gadidae. Gene Ontology annotation, biological process: neurotransmitter secretion. Gene Ontology annotation, cellular component: synaptic vesicle; synaptic vesicle membrane. Gene Ontology annotation, molecular function: ATP binding.
CCUGAGGGCUACAUUGAACAGUUGGUCUACAGAUGGGAAAGUAGAUAUUUCCGUGAAACAAGUUGGAAUUCAUUAUCCGGUGGUCAGGAUCUCGGCUUUCUGCAGCUUCUCAUCCUGCAGCUUCUCCUCCUCCUCCGGCGAUAUUAAACCUACACCAUGAACUACCUGCGUCGACGCCUCUCGGACAGCAAUUUUAUCUCCAAUUUGCCUAAUGGCUACAUGACGGACCUCCAACGCCCUGAGCCGGCUCAGCCCCCGAGCCCCGCAGUGUCGCCGGGCCCCCCGGAGCAGCGCCGCCAGUCCACCAGCCAGCAGCAGCCGUCUGGAGGUGGAGCCGCUGCCGCUGCAGCCGGUGGCGGUGGUGGUGGAGGUGGUGGAGGAGCCGGGUUCUUCUCGUCCUUAUCCAACGCUGUGAAGCAAACCACCGCCGCAGCAGCUGCGACACUCACCGAGGCAGCGGACAGAGCCGGGGUGUCGAGCAGUGCUAAGAUACUGCUGGUGAUCGACGACCAGCAGACGGACUGGGCGAAGGUCUUCAGAGGGAGGAAGGUCCAUGGGGAGUUUGACAUCAAGGUGGAACAGGCUGAUUUCUCAGAGAUCAACCUGGUGGCCCACUCCACGGGCUCCUACAGCGUGGACAUCGACGCCAUCAGAAACGGCCAUAAAGUCACUAAGUCCUUCAAGCCAGACUUCGUCCUGGUCAGAGAGCAUGCCUUCAGCAUGGCCAGGCACGGCGACCACCGCAGCAUCGUCAUCGGGCUGCAGUACGCUGGGGUCCAGAGUGUCAACUCUCUACACUCGGUCUACAACUUCUGUGAUAAACCAUGGGUGUUCGCCCAGAUGACCCGACUGUCAAAGACGCUGGGCCCAGAAGAGUUCCCGCUGAUAGAGCAGGUUUACUACCCCAACCACAAGGAGAUGCUCACUUCCUCCGUCUUCCCCGUGGUGAUCAAGAUGGGUCACGCUCAUUCUGGGAUGGGCAAGGUCAAAGUGGACAACCAGUACGACUUCCAAGAUAUUGCCAGUGUUGUCGCUCUGACCAAGACCUACGCCACUUCCGAGCCUUUCAUUGAUGCUAAGUACGACGUCCGCAUCCAGAAGAUUGGAAACAAUUACAAGGCUUACAUGAGGACUUCAAUAUCUGGCAACUGGAAGACCAACACAGGCUCCUCGAUGCUGGAGCAGGUGGCCAUGUCAGACAAGUACCGCAUGUGGGUUGAUUCCUGCUCCGAAGUCUUCGGAGGGCUGGACAUAUGUGCGGUAGAGGCUCUGCACGGCAAAGACGGCAAGGACUACAUCAUAGAGGUGGACGACUGCUCCGUGCCGUUGAUCGGAGACCAGCAGGACGAGGACCGCGUCCACAUCGCUGAGCUGGUGGUUACCAGGAUGAACCAGACCGUCCCGCGCUCCGCCUCCCCCUCGGCGGUCCGCUCCGCAGCUGGCCAGCCCCCUCAGAAGACGGUGUCCCCCCUGGCCGACUCCCAGACCAGGGUACCCCAGGCCCAGCAGCGCCCCCCCACGCAGGGUGGGCCCCAGCAGGGCCCCUCUCAGCAGCGGCCCCAGCCUCAGGGCCAGCCCCCUGCUGCCCAACCGGGGCCCAGCCCCACGGCCGCCAGCGACCCCGCCAGCCAUCCACAGCCCUCUAAACCCGGCCAGGGGCCCGGGGCCACUCAGCGGCCGGCUCCGGCGGCCGGCCAGGGUCAGAGACCCCCCUCUGGCCAGGGCUCACCCCAGCGGAGCCCCAGUCAGGUGCAGAGGCAGCAGUCCGCCUCCGCGCAGCAGAAGCCCGGAGGCCCCGGCCAGAAGCCCCCGGGGGGCCAGCAGAAGCCCCCGCAGCAGAGGCCCAGCCAGCCCCCCAGGCAGAUGUCCCAGGGCGGCGGCUCCCCGCAGCAGAGGCCUUCCGGGCCGCAGGGCCGCCCCGGGGGGGCCCCCACCACCCAGCAGCCCCGACCGGCGGGCCAGGGAGGGCCGGGCGCCAGACCCCCGCUGCAGCAGAAGCCCCAGCCCCCCCAGAAGCCCCGCCUGGAUGAGGCGUCUGCGGGCGGCGCUCCAGCACUAAAUCCCAGUGUCUUACCAAAUGCCUUCAACCUUCCAGAAACACCGGAGACGUGGGCCAGCCUUAGCCGGGACCAGCUGAAGGCUGAGGCCGUACGCACUCGCAAAUCUUUUGCUAGUCUCUUCUCCAGCGGGGUGAGCGUCAAAUGCCCCCAGUGCAACUGA